Molecule: messenger RNA, 5116 nt
Organism: Conger conger (European conger)
Lineage: Eukaryota; Metazoa; Chordata; Actinopteri; Anguilliformes; Congridae
Gene: top2a
Product: DNA topoisomerase II alpha
Exons: 35
Coding region: 198-4952 (1584 amino acids)
Biological process (GO): sister chromatid segregation; resolution of meiotic recombination intermediates; DNA topological change
Cellular component (GO): nucleus
Molecular function (GO): DNA binding; DNA topoisomerase type II (double strand cut, ATP-hydrolyzing) activity; ATP binding
Source: RefSeq, a predicted model, not a curated record
UUUGAAAAUCCGCGCAAUCUGCUUCGGUCAGGCGUAUGUGUCGGUUGUGAUAGAGGGCUCGGGUGGUCAGGAGUUCAUUAUUCAUUAUUCACACAACUAUUAUUGGUUCCCACUUUGCUAUUUGAAAGGUGGUGACUUUUUGUUUCAAUAUUCAAUAUAGUAUUUGGGUCGUACCUGCUAACGUUAAGUUAUAGAAAAUGGCGGCUAAAGCCGAAGCACCAUUAAAGGCGCUGUUUGAGAACAAGGUGGUGAGCAAGGGCCAGGAUGAGCGCAUGUCGGUGGAGAGGAUCUACCAGAAGAAGACACAGCUGGAGCACAUCCUGCUCCGGCCCGACACCUACAUCGGCUCCGUGGAGCCCCUCACGCAGCAAAUGUGGGUUUUUGAUGAGGAACUGGGGAUGAACUGCCGAGACGUGACGUUCGUCCCAGGGCUCUAUAAGAUCUUUGAUGAGAUCCUUGUGAACGCUGCAGAUAACAAGCAGAGGGACACGACCAUGUCCUGCAUCCGGGUGAACAUCGACUCGGAGAACAACACCAUCAGUGUGUGGAACAAUGGGAAGGGCAUCCCCGUGGUGGAGCACAAGGUGGAGAAGGUGUUUGUGCCCGCCCUCAUUUUUGGCCAGCUCCUCACCUCCAGUAACUAUGACGACGACGAGAAGAAGGUCACCGGUGGGCGCAACGGCUUUGGAGCCAAAUUGUGCAAUAUCUUCAGCACCAAGUUCACUGUGGAAACGGCCUGCAAGGAAUCCAGGAAGUCCUUCAAGCAGACCUGGUACGACAACAUGGGGCGCGCGGGCGAGGCCAAGAUCAAGCCCUUCAGCGGGGAGGAGUUCACCUGCAUCACCUUCCAGCCCGACCUGUCCAAGUUCAAGAUGCAGAGCCUGGACUCCGACACGGUGGCGCUCAUGGCCCGCCGCGCCUACGACAUCGCCGGGUCCUCCAAGGGCGUCAGGGUCUUCCUCAACGGCAAGAGGCUGCCGGUGUCGGACUUCCGCAGCUAUGUGGAACUGUACCUGAAGGACCGUGUGGAUGAGCUGGGGGCUCCUCUGACCGUGGUCCAUGAUAUUGUGAACCCCCGCUGGGAGGUCUGCCUCACCAUGAGCGAAAAGGGCUUCCAGCAAGUCAGCUUUGUCAACAGCAUCGCCACCACCAAGGGUGGACGGCACAUGGACUAUGUGGUGGACCAGGUGGUGUCGAAGUUGAUCGAUGUGGUAAAGAAGAAGAACAAGGCUGGGAUGGUUGUGAAGCCCUUUCAGGUGAAGAGCCACCUGUGGGUAUUUGUGAACUGCCUGAUUGAGAACCCUACCUUUGACUCCCAGACCAAGGAAAACAUGACCCUGCAGCACAAGAACUUCGGUUCCAGCUGCCUGCUUGGUGAAAAGUUCAUCAAGAGUGCUAUGAAAUGUGGGGUGGUGGAGAGCAUCUUGAACUGGGUCAAGUUCAAGACCCAGAACCAGCUCAACAAAAAGUGCUCUGCAGUCAAACACACCAAGAUCAAGGGCGUGCCCAAACUGGACGAUGCCAACGACGCAGGGGGUAAAAACUCCAGCUCCUGCACCCUCAUUCUCACUGAGGGGGACUCGGCCAAAACGCUGGCUGUGUCGGGGCUGGGCGUGGUGGGCCGAGACCGCUACGGAGUGUUCCCCCUGCGUGGGAAAAUGCUCAACGUCCGGGAGGCCUCUCACAAACAGAUCAUGGAGAACGCGGAGAUCAACAACAUCAUCAAGAUCCUGGGCUUGCAGUACAAGAAGAACUACAGCGACCCAGAGUCCCUCAGGAGCCUGCGCUAUGGCAAGCUCAUGAUCAUGACUGACCAGGAUCAAGAUGGCUCCCACAUCAAAGGGCUGCUCAUCAACUUCAUCCACCACAACUGGCCCUCCCUGCUGCGGCACCACUUUCUGGAGGAGUUCAUCACUCCCAUCAUCAAGGUCUCUCACAAGAAGCAGGAGCAGGCCUUCUACAGCAUCCCGGAGUUCAACCAGUGGAGAGACAACCAGCCCAACUACAAAUCAUGGAAGAUCAAGUACUACAAAGGUCUGGGCACCAGCACAUCGAAGGAGGCCAAGGAGUACUUCUCCGAUAUGCCACGUCAUCGCAUCCCCUUCAAAUACGGCGGGGCAGAGGAUGACGAGGCCAUUACCCUGGCCUUCAGUAAGAAGAAGAUUGAGGAGAGGAAGGAGUGGCUGACUAACUUCAUGGUCAAUCGCCGCCAGCGGAGAGAGCACAACCUGCCGGAGGAUUACCUCUACGGCCCGUCCACCAGGUUCCUCUCUUACAACGACUUUGUCAACAAAGAGCUGGUGCAGUACUCCAACUCUGACAACGAGCGGUCCCUUCCCUGCCUGGUGGACGGACUGAAGCCUGGCCAGAGGAAGGUGCUGUUCUGCUGCUUCAAGAGGAACGAUAAGAGGGAGGUGAAGGUGGCCCAGCUGGCUGGCUCUGUUGCAGAGAUGUCUGCCUAUCACCAUGGAGAGAUUUCUCUCAUGAUGACCAUCGUCGGCCUGGCGCAGAACUUCGUGGGCAGCAAUAACCUGAACCUGCUGCAGCCACAGGGGCAGUUCGGCACCCGGCUCCACGGCGGGAAGGACUCGGCCAGCCCGAGAUACAUCUUCACCAUGCUCAGCUCUCUCACCAGAUUGUUGUUCCCGCCCGUGGAUGAUAACCUGCUGCGGUAUAACUAUGACGAUAACCUGCGCGUGGAGCCCGAGUGGUACAUCCCCAUCCUGCCCAUGGUGCUGGUCAACGGCGCCGAUGGCAUCGGCACGGGCUGGGCCAGCCGCCUCCCCAACUUCGACGUGCGUGAGAUCGUCCACAACCUGCUGCGGAUGCUGGACGGAGAGGAGCCCCUGCCCAUGCUUCCAAACUACAAGAACUUCAAGGGAACCAUCGAGCAGGUGCUGAACAACCAAUACCUGGUCAGUGGAGAGGUGGCCAUCAUCAACUCCACCACCAUUGAGAUCUCCGAGCUGCCCGUUAAAACCUGGACACAGUCCUAUAAGGAGAACGUUCUGGAAGUGAUGCUGAACGGCACAGAGAAGGUUCCGGCGCUCAUCACCGACUAUAAGGAGUACCACACGGACGCCACGGUGCGCUUCGUGGUGACGAUGACCGAGGAGCGUCUGUGCGAGGCCGAGGCGGCCGGCCUGCACAAGGUGUUCAAGCUGCAGAACACGCUCACCUGCAACUCCAUGGUGCUGUUUGACCACGCGGGCGGACUGAAGAAGUAUGAGCUGGUGCAGGACAUCCUGAAGGACUUCUUUGCGCUGAGGAUGAAGUACUACGUCCUGCGCAAGGAGUGGCUGGUGGGCAUGCUGGGGGCCGAGAGCGCUAAACUCAGCAACCAGGCCCGCUUCAUCCUGGAGAAGAUCGAGGGCACCCUGGUGAUCGAAAACAAGCCCAAGAAGGAGCUGAUCCGCAUGCUGCAGGACAUGGGAUUCGAUUCGGACCCUGUGAAGGCCUGGAAGAAGGCGCAGGAGAAGGCGGAGGAGAUGGACAAUGCAACGGAGGGAGAGGAGGGAGAGGAAGAGGGAGACAACACGGGCCCGGACUACAACUACCUGCUGAGCAUGCCCAUGUGGUACCUGACCAAGGAGAAGAAGGACGAGCUGUGCAAGCAGAGAGAUGCCAAGCUGACCGAGCUGAAUACCCUGAAGAUCAGAUUGCCUGCCGACUUGUGGAAGGAGGAUCUGGCCGCAUUCACCACGGAACUAGAGCGCGUGGAGCAGCAGGAGCGGGAGGACGUGUCGGCGCCAGUGGUGGUGAAGGGGGUGAAGGGCAAGGCGGGGCGUGGCCGGGUGGUGAAGAUGAAGGAGGAGACCAUGCCCACGCCCCAGGGCCGCCGCGUCGUCCCCCGUGUCACCAGCGCCAUGAAGGCUGAGGCCAACCGCAAGGCUGGCAACGCAGGAGGGAAAGCCCCCGGCAGGGCCAAGAGAGUCAAGAGUGAGGAGGAUGUUGUGGCCAUGAAGAUCUCCUUCGAUGAGGACAGUGGGUCGAAUGAAAACGUGCCGGAGAAGAGCCUGGCUGUCCGGCUGGCUAAGGGCAAAAAGGUCCAAAGCAAAGAGAAAGCGGCGAGGAGCGGGAAGCAGACCACCCUGCAGUUCCAGCCGCUGAAGAAGACGAGCCCGUGGUCUGAUGGCGACUCUGACAGCGAUGAUGUUGUGGAUUUGAACGUCAAAGUGCCUCCCAGAGAGAAGCCGCAACGCAGCACCAGAGGGUUGGAGGUGAAGUACAGCUUGUCGAGCAGUGAGGACGAGUUCCAGGACAGUGAGCCCAAGAAGAAGAUGUAUGUAGAAAGUGAUGAGUCCUUUCUCAGCGAGGAAGUGCACAUGGCCCCCGCCUCACCCAAGACAAAACCUGUGAAGGCCAAACCCAGUAAAACCGCUCAGAAGAAGGAGGCGAAAAGCAGCCCAGACUCCCAGUCCAGUGGGGACAACAUGGCCAUGGCCAUGACUUCAGACACUUCAGCCAAGCCCUGUGCUAAAAGAAGCACCGCCAUGAAGAAGCCUGCGCCUGCCCGGAAGCAGAAACCUGCAGACAGCAAACAGGUGUCCAUCCUGGACGCCCUUACCAAGCCCAAACCCGGUAUGAAAGGCUCCAAGGCAUCUUCUAAAGCUGUUCCUAAAGAUCUGUCAUCAGAAGACCCGCAGAAGGCGGCCUGGGUGUUCACCAGCGACGAUGAGGGGUCCCAGCCGGCCCCGCCCGCUAAGGAGAAGGCGGGCCCCAAGAUCAGCCGUAAGAGGAAGCCGGCGCUGGACAGCGAAGAUUCAGACAGCAGUGUUGGCGACCUCAUGAGCCGUAUCAAGGGCAAGGCAGGCAAGAAACCCAAGAAUCUGGAUGAGGAUGAGAGCUUCCAGUUUGAGACCGAAGCGGUGGCCCCCAGGACCACGGCGGGGCGGGCCAAGAAACCGGUGUCGUACCACUUCGACUCGGACUCGGACUCGGAGGAAGAGUGAGGUGCUCCCCACAGCGCUUCCCACCUGCCACCGUUUGGGGAUUCAUACGCUAUGCAUCAUGUUCUUGUAUUUGGCUAAUCGUUUUCAGUGUUCUCUUGUCUUGUAAAUGUUCCUGUCACCUUUUUAUGUGUGUGUUUGUUUUAAAUAAACUGAGUAUAUUUGUG